AGGCUUCCCUCAACUUUCUUUGGAGAACGUCUUGAUUCUUUGAUCAUAUGGUAAAGAACAGGUGGAGAAAUAAAUUUGUAAACAGCCAUUUCUGAAGUAAGCAACAAAUAAAUAAGGUAAAAAAAAAAAAAAAAGAGGAGGACAACACUUCACAAACCGACAUCAAUACAAAGGCAGAGCCAGCCCAGACCACCUUCAACCCACCAUCUAAAUCCUCUCUUUCUCUUUCAUUCACUGUUAUUUUUGUCUAGAUAUUCUCCCAUUCUCACUCUCUUCAACGCUCUCUGCUCUCUCGAUCUCUUUCUCUUUCGCCCUCUGCAACAAACCUUUCUUUCAGCUUAUUUAGUUACUUCAAUGGCGGUUUUAGUGCUUGUAGUUCUCAUUCUUGGCAUCGCUGGCCGUUCCAGUGCCAAUUGGUGUGUUUGCAAGGACGGUGGAAGCGACGCCGCAUUGCAGAAGACAUUGGACUAUGCUUGCGGCGCUGGAGCCGACUGUAACCCUAUAAAAUCAAACGGCGCGUGUUACAACCCCAACACUGUGAAGGCUCACUGCAAUUACGCCGUUAACAGCUAUUUCCAGAAGAAGGGUCAAGCUCAAGGCACCUGUGACUUCUCUGGAACUGCCACUGUCACUACAACUGAUCCCAGCACUAAUGGCUGCCAAUACCCUGCUAGCGCCAGCACAGUGACUCCAACAACACCUUACACAUCAAAUACCCCAACCACCACCACCACCACCACCACCACUCCAUACACCGCAACACCUUCAAAUGGAAUAAUAGGAGUUGGCUCGGGUUUAGGCCCUUCCAGCAUUGACAAAGACUACAGUCAUGGCGGGUCGAGACUCGCGAACUCUGCCUUGUUGUAUUCAGCUAUCCUCCUUUUUUCUGGCAUAAUCCUUAUGUGGGGUUAAAAGAAUCCGGGAAGUUCAGUCUUCAGCUGGCUUUCAAUGUGCAUAUGUAAGUGGGUGUGCUUGUGUUUUUUUUGUUAAUUAUUAAAAGACUUGUUUUAGCCAAGUUUUUGUUCUUUCUUCUCCCCCUUCUACUGGGCAAAGGGGAUGAGCCAUUUAUUCCUUUUAGCAUGUGGAGGUUCUGUUUUGUGCUUCUCUUUCAUGAUUUGUGUACAUCUAGAUCUAGAAAGCAGCUAUUUAUCAUCUCAUAUUUAUUAAGAGUUUAAGAUUUAUGUUGCUCUUA
Messenger RNA from Mangifera indica (mango), 1192 nucleotides. RefSeq names its product PLASMODESMATA CALLOSE-BINDING PROTEIN 3-like. The transcript is spliced from 5 exons. The coding region runs from base 355 to 912 and encodes 185 amino acids. The record is from RefSeq and is a predicted model, not a curated record. NCBI's taxonomy places the organism in Eukaryota, Viridiplantae, Streptophyta, Magnoliopsida, Sapindales, Anacardiaceae.